AAAUUACCGCGACGUUUGAUAUCUUGCAUUUCAGCAACCGCCUAUUAAUAAUUCUUGCACAUAAGUUGCGUUCUCUAUUGAAGUAAUAUCAUUUUCCUUUUUUCUGUUAAUUACCCUAUCGUUUUAUCUACAUUUUGAGUACAUGGUUACCAGAAUUGAGCAAAUAUGUCUGGUUCAAAAAUUGUGAAUAUUGAGACAAUCGAAUUUCAAAAAGAAAACAUUGAACCACGAAGAGAAGGUCAUAGAGCGAGAGCACUUGAAAAGGCUUUUACGAGAGAUCCCUCCGAGUCUGCUAUAAAAGAUAUUGAAGCCACAAAACAAUCUUAUGAAGAAGCUAUCCAAAACACUGGAACUACUGACGAUCCUUUAGAACCUUGGUUAAAGUAUAUACAAUGGACACUGGAAACUUUUCCUCAAGGCGAUAGCAAUGUAAGCGAGUUUGUUCGUUUACUUGAACGCUGCACACAGCAUUUUCUUAAAGACCCUCUUUACCAAAACGACAUUCGGUACCUGAAAGUUUGGCUACGGUAUGCUCCAUACACAAACGACCCUGCUGAACUGUUUUCCUUCUUGGAAGUUCAUAAAAUUGGACUUCAGUUUUCUAUAUAUUAUGAGGAGUAUGCCAACUACUUUGAAUCUAAAGGGCUGUAUGCCAAGGCUCUAAGCAUUUACAACCGUGGCCAAGAGAGACAUGCAAGGCCAGCGUUACGGUUUGAAGAGCGCAGAAGGGAGUUUCUAUAUCGUUGUAUGGAGAAAGCACCCGACUGUCUAAAAGAACAGACUCUCCCAGAGACUGCUUUACAAAUCAAAUUUGAAAACACGCUCUCGUUAGGCAGCGAUUCAUCAUCAUCAUCAACUUUGUCUUCUCAUGCUGCAGCGCAUUUUCGUAAACCGGUACAGAAAAGAAUCACCGUCUUUUCAGAUGCCUCCGGCGACCCGUCCUCAACUCUUGAUACAGCAUGGGAACAGUUUGGCUCACGGGCUGUUCGAAGAAAAGAGAAUACCAUUUCAGCGACACCCUGGGUUGGAGUAACAUUGCCAAUCAAAAGCAGAAAGUCCACAACCUCUCAUAAAUUACAUGUAUAUCGAGACGAACAAAUCCCUUUACAACAAACACUGCCUCCAACUAUGGAGGAAGAUGCCAAAAGUGGAGUUAACUUUGCUUUUCACGUCCAUGAUUGCUAUCCACAGGGCCCACACGGCAUCGAACUUUCACCUGAAGAAGUUCGAGCGAAAAAGUACAUAACUUUUUAAACAAUGUACUCUCUAAUGCAUUUAAAUACAACCCCAUGUAAUUCUUUUUAUCUUCCUUACCCGACCUAAUAAACUAAAAUAAAAACAGAGAGCGUAAUACGAUAGAGAAGUCUUCUCAAACGUAGAACGCGUUAUGCCGAACGGUAUACGGCAGAAGCUGCUUUACCCAGGCGGUUCAUGAUAGCAAGUCCUUCAUGAUCUGAUUCAACUCCUUCAACCAAAAUAAUGUCAAUCUGCUUCUCAUCCAUAUCACGGAUCAUAGAAAACAAGUUACGACGAAUUUCUUUACCUGUGCGACCGAGACACAUACUCACAGAAACCAUAUCGCUAAACUUCUCAACGUUCCAACGACAACUUGUUAAAACACCGAUUUUUGGCGGUUUAGUGUUUUGAUUUGCAUGUAAGUAGUCAUUUUGGAGGAUAUCGUUUGCUUCUGCUUCACUCAUGCCCUCAAAGAGAAGAACCUUUGCAGUUGGUGAAUAGUGUCUAUACUUCAUACCCGGUGUCUGGGGGACAAACGACUUCUUUUCCACAUCAUCUGUUGGCUUAUAAACAACUGUACGACUCCAGACACCCCCACAAGACUGAAUGUCUUCAAGUGAGAUGCCACCAGGACGAAGAAUAACAGGCGGGUCACAAAGUCCAUUAACGACAGUGCUUUCCAAACCAACACCACAAGGACCUCCGUCCAAAAUAAGUGGAAGCUUUCCAUUCAAGUCAUGAAAUACAUGAGCCGCCAAAGUAGGGGAAGGUCGAGUGGAGGCAUUAGCAGAUGGAGCUGCCAAUGGAGCCUUUGACUUCAAUAUUAGUGCCAGCGCAACAGGAUGUUCUGGCAUUCGAACAGCAAAAGUGCUUUGUCCGGCGGUUACAACUUUUGAAACAGGAGAGCCUUCGGUACCUUCAAUCGGAAGCAGGAUGGACAUUGGACCAGGCCAAUACCGGUCUAUCAGUGGUUUGUAUACCAAAGGAAUGUUUUCCCAUAAACCGGAAUCACCUUUUAAUUUGUUUUUUUGUGUUGUAGAGUCUAUAAGUUCACUAAGUUGUUUCAACGACCCAAUAUGAGUAAUUAAAGGAUUGUCAGCCGGACGAUUCUUUGCCUUGUAAAUGUUUAAUACAGCCUCAGAUUUGCGUGCAUCAGCACCA
Schizosaccharomyces japonicus yFS275 is the source of this 2397-nucleotide messenger RNA. RefSeq names its product mitotic spindle checkpoint protein Mad3. Gene Ontology annotation, molecular function: anaphase-promoting complex binding; ubiquitin ligase inhibitor activity. The transcript has a single exon. The record is from RefSeq and is a predicted model, not a curated record. Gene Ontology annotation, biological process: mitotic spindle assembly checkpoint signaling; negative regulation of mitotic metaphase/anaphase transition. Gene Ontology annotation, cellular component: nucleus; protein-containing complex; mitotic checkpoint complex. The coding region runs from base 166 to 1254 and encodes 362 amino acids. Lineage: Eukaryota; Fungi; Ascomycota; Schizosaccharomycetes; Schizosaccharomycetales; Schizosaccharomycetaceae.